Molecule: messenger RNA, 3115 nt
Organism: Dipodomys spectabilis (banner-tailed kangaroo rat)
Lineage: Eukaryota; Metazoa; Chordata; Mammalia; Rodentia; Heteromyidae
Gene: Cnnm1
Product: cyclin and CBS domain divalent metal cation transport mediator 1
Exons: 12
Coding region: 1-2919 (972 amino acids)
Biological process (GO): magnesium ion homeostasis; transport
Cellular component (GO): plasma membrane
Molecular function (GO): transmembrane transporter activity
Source: RefSeq, a predicted model, not a curated record
AUGGCGGCAGCGGCGGCGGCGGCGGCGGCGGCCGCGGUGGGCGUCAGGCCCCGCGCUUCCUGCAGCCGGGGCGCGGUGCUCCUGCUCUUCUUCUCUCUGUCUCCUCGGCCCCCGGCCGCCGCCGCUUGGCUGUUGGGUCUGCGGCCUGAAGACACGGCGGGAGGCCGCGUGUCCCUGGAGGGGGGCACCCUGCGCGCGGCCGAAGGCACCAGCUUCCUCCUGCGCGUCUAUUUCCAGCCGGGCCCCGGCGCGUCCGCCGCGCCCGCGCCCACCGUGGCCCCGGCGGAGAACAGCACGGGCGACUGGGCCCCCCGGCUCGUGUUCAUCGAGGAACCCCCCGGAGGGAGCGGCGGGACGCCCAGCGCGCUCCCCACGCGCUCCCCGGGCCCGCAGCGCUGCCGCGAGCAGAGCGACUGGGCGUCCGACGUGGAGGUCCUGGGGCCCCUGCGUCCCGGGGGCGUGGCGGGCUCGGCCCUGGUCCAGGUGCGGGUGCGAGAGCUGCGCAAGGGCGAGGCGGAGCGCGGCGGCGCGGGCCGCGGCGGGAAGCUCUUCUCGCUGUGCGCCUGGGACGGGCGCGCUUGGCACCACCACGGCGCCGCCGGCGGCUUCCUGCUGCGCGUCCGCCCGCGGCUCUCCGGCCCCGGUGGGGACCUGCUGCCGCCCGCGUGGCUGCGGGCGCUCGGAGCGCUCCUGCUGCUGGCCCUGUCCGCCCUGUUCAGCGGCCUGCGCCUGAGCCUGCUCUCGCUGGACCCGGUGGAGUUACGGGUGCUGCGGAACAGUGGCUCGGCCGCCGAGCAGGAGCAGGCGCGCCGCGUGCAGGCCGUGCGCGGCAGGGGGACCCAUCUGCUCUGCACUCUGCUCCUGGGCCAAGCCGGAGCCAACGCGGUCCUGGCCGGCUGGCUCUACGCCUCGCUGCCGCCGGGCGUUGGGGACACCGGGGAAGACGACGGCGAUGCCGGGGUUCACUUCCCGUGGCUGCCCGCGCUCGUGUGCACCGGCGCCGUGUUCCUGGGAGCCGAGAUCUGUCCUUACUCGGUGUGUUCCCGCCACGGGCUGGCCAUAGCCUCGCACAGCGUGUGCCUGACCCGGCUGCUGAUGGCGGCCGCCUUCCCCGUGUGCUACCCGCUGGGCCGCUUGCUGGACUGGGCGCUGCGCCAGGAGAUCAGCACCUUCUACACGCGGGAGAAACUGCUGGAGACGCUGCGGGCCGCGGACCCUUACAGCGACCUGGUAAAGGAGGAACUCAACAUCAUCCAGGGCGCCCUGGAGCUGCGCACCAAGGUGGUGGAGGAGGUGCUGACCCCGCUGGGAGACUGCUUCAUGCUGCGCUCCGACGCCGUGCUGGACUUCGCCACCGUCUCCGAGAUCCUGCGCAGCGGCUACACGCGCAUCCCCGUGUACGAGGGCGACCAGAGGCACAACAUCGUGGACAUUCUGUUUGUCAAAGACUUGGCCUUCGUGGACCCCGAUGACUGCACUCCGCUUCUCACCGUCACCCGCUUCUACAACCGGCCUUUGCACUGCGUCUUCAAUGAUACACGGCUGGACACGGUGCUGGAGGAGUUUAAAAAGGGAAAAUCUCACCUGGCCAUUGUGCAGCGUGUGAAUAAUGAAGGAGAAGGGGACCCCUUCUAUGAGGUGAUGGGCAUUGUCACACUGGAAGACAUCAUAGAGGAGAUCAUCAAGUCGGAGAUCCUGGAUGAAACUGACCUCUACACUGACAAUCGGAAGAAACAGAGGGUCCCACACCGGGAGAGGAAGCGGCAUGACUUCUCCCUGUUCAAGCUUUCCGACUCGGAGAUGAGAGUAAAGAUCUCCCCGCAGCUUCUGUUGGCCACACACCGCUUCAUGGCCACAGAAGUGGAGCCCUUUAAAUCCCUGUACCUUUCGGAGAAGAUCCUGCUCCGGCUUCUGAAACAUCCCAAUGUGAUCCAGGAGCUGAAGUUUGAUGAGAGGAACAAGAAGGCCCCGGAACACUACCUCUACCAGCGCAACCGCCCUGUGGACUACUUUGUGCUGCUUCUGCAGGGUAAAGUGGAGGUAGAGGUCGGUAAGGAAGGCCUUCGCUUUGAGAAUGGAGCCUUUACCUACUAUGGAGUACCAGCCAUCAUGACCACCGCUUGCUCAGAUAAUGAUGUACGGAAGGUCGGAAGUCUGGCUGGAUCCUCCGUCUUUCUGCCCAUCUCUGUGUCUCGUACCUUCGCCUUCAGCAGAGGGGACUCUCUGGCAGGCUCCCCAGUAAACCGGUCCCCUUCUCGCUGCAGCGGGUUGAACCGCUCUGAGUCUCCAAACCGAGAGCGCAGUGACUUUGGUGGGAGCAACACCCAGCUCUACAGUAGCAGCAACAACCUCUACACACCCGACUACUCAGUCCACAUCCUCAGCGAUGUGCAGUUCGUGAAGAUCACCCGACAGCAAUACCAGAACGCACUCACCGCCUGCCACAUGGACAGCUCACCCCAGUCUCCAGACAUGGAGGCCUUCACUGAUGGAGACUCUACCAAGGCCCCCACAACCCGGGGCACACCCCAGACCCCCAAGGAUGACCCUGCCCUCACGCUCCUGAGCAACAGGACCAGCCUGCCGGGCAGCCGCUCGGAUGGGCUGAGAAGCCCAGGCGAGGUGGUGUACCUGAGAAUGGAGGAGCUGGCCUUCACCCAGGAAGAGAUGACAGACUUCCAGGAGCACAAGGCUCAGCCACUCUCGCUGUCCCCUGCAGCUGUUCCCACAACAGCAGCAUCAGACCCUGAGUGUUGUCCUAUCAGCCUGGAUCCAGAGACCAGCCCUUGCAGUAGUGACUUUGAGGAAACCAUGGGCAAGAAGCUGCUGAGAACCUUGAGUGGUCGAAAACGGAAAAGGUCAGCAGAUGGAGAGAGAACCUCGGAGGAAAACUCCAAUUUAAGGCCUCUGAUCACAUGACCGGGCGAACUGGCUGGGUGUGUGAGAGUCCAGGGCUUUGGGGGAGGUCCCACCCUCUCAUCAUCUGCUUUCCUCCCCAAGGCCUCCCACAGGUGACAGAGCACUCUGCCUUCCUUUCCACCUCUUCAUCCCUAGCUGUCAGUUUGGCAGAUUGUUUUCCCCCUCGUCGCCUCCAGUUCAACUCAGAGUCUUGCCG